Messenger RNA from Closterium sp. Naga37s-1, 1507 nucleotides. The record is from the annotation of a GenBank genome assembly. Lineage: Eukaryota; Viridiplantae; Streptophyta; Zygnematophyceae; Desmidiales; Closteriaceae.
AUGGCUAGCCCUACUGUUCUUACCUUUGAUGCUGAGGGGCGCGCAGUUGACUUUGACGUGUGGGUUGACGACCUGCAGCUCUUUCUUCAGUGUGACUCUAGGGACGCGGUAUCCCUUUUCGAUCACACGUCCGGAGUCUCUACUGCACCUGCUGCCACUACUGAUAGUACGGUUCGCUCGCAGUGGACCACUCAUGACGCUGUUGCUCGCCUUGCUGUUCGUAGUCACCUGCCGUCUGCUGAGCGCGUGCACUUUGGCCAGUACAAGACUGCUCAGUCUUUGUACGACGCUGUAGUAGCGCGCUACUCCUCCCCUUCCACUGCUGCCCUCAGCCGCCUCAUACUACCAUACCUGUUCCCUGACCUUGCCACUUUUGCCACAGUUGCUGACCUCAUUACUCACCUCCGCACUAGUGACGCCCGCUACCGAGCUGCGCUUCCCACUGAGUUCUGUGCCAAGAACCCACCCCCCAUGUACAUCACACUUUACUACCUAGUCACCCGCCUCCCUGACUCCCUUGCUUCAGUCAGGGACCACUUUCUCUCCCUUUGCCCCACCGAGCUCACUAUUGACCUGCUAGAGGAGUGCCUCACUGCAGCUGAGAAGAGUAUCUUUGUUGUAGGUGCUUCUCGCGGCAACCCUCGCGCCCCUUUCUUUGAGGGGUGUUCCCCUGUCCCCCUUCUCCCCUCUGUUGCUUCUGCUGCUGCUGUCAACCUCGUUGGCAUUGAGGAGGUCGGGGCUGCGUCUGCUCCUAGUGGGAGGCGCCGCAAUAGCAAGGGCAAGGGGGGCAAGGGUGGUGGAGGGGACGGUGGGGGCGGCGGUGGAGGCGAUGGAAGAGGCGGAGGGGGUGGCGGUGGAGGUGGGGGUGGUGGCGGGAGUGGGGGCUUCGGUGACGGCGGUGGGGGUGGUGGAGGCAGCGGCAGCGGUGGUGGAGGUGGCGGCAGCGGUGGUGCUGGUCGCGGUGGAGCCGCGCAGCAUGGAGGCUUUGGUGGUAGCCAGCGCCAGCAGCAGCCGCGUUCCCGUGAGACCCGCCGGCUCAGCAGCUUCGUGAGUGGUACGCUGGGCGUGGGAGGUCUAGGGGUGUUGGUCCCUGCACUUACGUUCUUCGAACCGGCGGGCGCCGUGGGGAGACGCAUUGAGGCUGCUGCUCUGGGUGCUAGUGAGUCUACUGCUCCAGGUACUAGUGAGUCUGCUGCUCCAGGUGCUGGUGAGUCUGCUCUCUCUAGUACUGCACCUACUGAGGCCUUGCACACUUUCACACUUGACUCUGGUGCUUCGCGCUCCUUCUUUCGCGGCAGCACCACACUCACGCCGCUCAGUCGGCCUGUCGCAGUCUCCCUGGCUGACCCCUCUGGGGGCCCAGUCUUUGCGCACUCUUCCACGGUUCUACCGUGUCCUGCGGCCCCGUCGGGCUUGCUGUCGGGACUCCACCUCCCCUCGUUCUCUACGAACUUGGUGAGUGGAGCUGACCUCCAGGACGUGUGGGUUGACCAGUUCACCCCUGGAG